UACGUUCUCUUGGCUCUAUAGCACUUAGAAAAGCAGAAGACAUUGACUUCAAGUACCACUUUGACUUCUUUAGUGUAAACUUCAAUGAAGAGCUCGUUGCACUAUAUGGUGGAAGUCUAAAAAAGCAAACAAAAUUUGUUCAUGAAUGCAUUAAAAUAAUCCUUAAACUCUAUGAGGGUCAGGAUUUUGCACCAAAAAGUGUUGCAAUUGUUGGUCAUUCCAUGGGUGGCCUUGUUGCAAGAGCAUUGCUUACAUUAAAGAAUUUUAAGCCAGAACUGGUAAAUCUUCUAGUUACCCAAGCCACACCUCAUACUGCACCUGUAAUGUCAUUAGAUAGCUAUCUCAAUGAUUUUUAUAAAACAGUAAACAACUACUGGAUUCUAAAUGCUCAGGACAUAAAGCUAAGUACCCUCUCUAUAGCUGGAGGGUUCCGGGAUUAUCAAGUUCGAUCAGGACUGUCUUCCCUAACAAAACUAAGUCAUCAGACCCAGGCUUUAUCUGUUGUGAGCACAGCAGUACCAAGGACUUGGGCUUCAACAGACCAUCUCUCUAUAGUUUGGUGUAAACAAUUACAAUUGGCUACAAUUAGAGCUUUUUUCGAUCUUAUUGAUGAUGAUACUAAACAGAUAACUAUGAAACCCAAAAAGAAGAUGGCUGUUUUGAAUCACCACUUUAUAAAAUAUCCAGCAAAGCCAUUUGAGGAAAUUCCCAAUAUAGUUGCUGAUUUAACAGGGACAUCUAAGUGGGUUCCAGUGAAAGUAACAAAAUGGACCUUUAUGGCUUUUAAUGAGUCUUAUGCAAUGUAUUUUGCAUUUCCUCUCUCAAAUCACAGAAAAACCUACACUCAUAUUUACUGUCGGAACAGCAUGUUGGAUACCCAGAGUUGGAUUUAUGGCUGUAUAAACAGUGUUUCUAUGUGUACUCAGGGUGUAGACCUGUCUUGGAAAACUGAACUAUUGCCAACAAUGAAGACUUUCAUGCUGAAACUCCAGGAUUAUCCAAAAUUGUCUCAUCUUGUUGUUUAUGUACCAUCUACUAAUGGAAAUAAGUUUGUUGUAGACUGUGAAUUAUUUCACAUAGAAUUAAGAACUGUACAGCUUCCUGUAACUCAUCUCUUUUCCUUUGGAUUAACUUCAAGACAGAUCAAAUUAAAUUCAAAUGGCUUGUUCUACACUGUACCACUCAUGAACUUUGGACAGAUAUACCAAGCUUUCAAAAUUGAUAUAAAGAGCAAAUGCGCAUCAACCAAAGUAGAAAAAAAUAAUGUUUUCAGACUCCAUAUUCCUUGGUCCCAUGAAGAUAUGAUGAUUUCUUCAAAAGCCCCAACUUCUACUGAAAUUUCUUUAAAACUACAUGUUGCACAACCAGAAAAUGAUAGCCAUGUAGCAGUGUUCCAUAUGUUUACAUCAUCAGAUUGUCGCUAUGAGAUAACAGUUAGAACUUCGUUUUUACAAAUUCUUGGACAGGUAAUUCGAUUCCAUGGUGGAGCUCUUCCUGCCUAUAUCAUGUCUAGUAUCCUCCUUACUUAUGGAGGACAGUUACAGUCUCUUAUUUCAGUAGGCCAUUGUUUAGAUUAUACCACUAUGUUGGAUAGAGAAGCCAAGCCAUACAAAGUUGAUCCUUUUGUAAUAAUUAUGAAAUUCAUGUUGGGCUAUAAUUGGUUUAAAGAAAUUUGGGAUAGUUUCUUCUUACCAGAAUUAGAUGCCAUUUUUCUGAAUACACAAAGCAUGUGUUUCCCACUUGUAUCAUUGGUCCUCUUUCUGUUUGGAACCAGUAUUGCGUACUGGGGAGGCAUACUUUCUUCUUUAUCUGUGAGGCUUCUUUCUUCACUGUGGCUAACUUUAAACAGACCUUCUGAAAUCCCCAACGACUCCAGAUUGAUAACAACAAGAUUAUCACUUCUGAUUAUGCUUCUGCUAAUAAUUGGUUGGACAACUUGUGGAGCACUUGCAAUACUUCUCAUCUAUCUUUACUAUGUAUUUAAGAUUAUUAACUUGUACUCCAACAUAACAACACUGAAAAAUAACUCUGAUGUGAUUCAGAAUAUCCCUGAAAGAAAUGAAAACAAUACAAAUUCUUCCAUUGAAGAAACAGAGAAGAAUGAUGGAUCUCAGCAAAACCUUCCUCCAAAACCAAAUGUACUUCCUAUAGGUUUAGUCAUUGAUAAUGCUGAAGAUAAUUUUAAGAUGCAUAUUACUAUUGUUAACUUAGUAAUAUGGAUUGUAUUUCUCAGUAUGCCGUCCUUAAUUUAUUGGCUAAAGAAUCUCAGGUAUUAUAUUAGACUUAAUCCUGAUCCAUGUAAACAUCUAUCAUUUUUCCUCGUUCCUACUUUGGGGAUCCUUGGGAAUUCGGAUAUUGUUUCAAUAAAGUCGAGUAAACUGUUGAAGACUGCUGCACAGUUUCCACUCAUAGUGGCCAUUGGUGUGGUUGCCUUUGGGUCUACACACUUAUACAGAGUGCCGUACUUUGUAGUCAUUCCUCUUUUACUCCAUAUGUUGUCUAAUGUUUGAUUUGAGGAAUAAUAGGGUUACUUUGGCUCUUCAGGAAGGUAACAAAAAAGAACAACACACAGAUUCAUCAGCUCGGAUUGCAGGAUCCUUUGGAGAAGACAAGUCUAUUUUUACAAUUUGAAAAUUCAAAACUAGUUUUGUAACCCCUGAGGAAAGUAUUGAUGCAUGGUUUUGUUUUUGUGGUGUGGUAUUUGUCUACUGAUCAUUUUGAAAAACGAAUAUAAGGAGUUUAGUGGCCAAAAUCUUUCAAGAUUUUGAUUCCUGCGCAUACCAAUCUGUUUGGUUUAUGACACUAGUGAUGUUUUUAUAGUUUAGAUUAAAUAGACAAUAACAUUGUUUGUAUUGACAUUGCAAGUAUUUCAUCCGGUUUUUCUACUGAAAUGUUUGUUCCUUUGUAUUUACUAUAGUUUGUAUAUUAAGAAUUAAGUCUUAAAGAGGUGGAUAAAAUUCAUAGAAUCAAUUUCCUCAGAAAACAAAAUACCCAAGAAUACUUUUUGAUCAGUUUUAAGAAACCAUAUUUGUGAGGUGUAUUGUUAACAUUCUUUUAUGUCUACAAGGUUAUAUUUGCUUUUAAUUUUUCAUGAUCAAACAAGAUAUUUUUCAGCAACCUUUUAUAAUUUGUGAAAAACAUCAAUUUCAGAAGUUAAGAAAGUUUUUUUGUUUUUUUUUUGUUAUUUUUCAAAUGCUGACUUUCAUUUUGUAUUCAUGACAAAAACCUUAAGACUUAAAUAAUGCUAAUGUUGGGUCAUAAAAAAAAGUUUGUCAUAGUUAUUCACUUAUUGGCAUUGAAUUAAUUAUUUCAAUCUGUGCCUUCAUCAAACCUGAGUUUGGCUCUUUUCAACUUUUGCCCAUUGCUUCUUGUUCUAUCUUUUAGAGCCAAACAAAAUAAGCCUAAUCCAUCUUUCAUAAUGGAUAAUGACCCUUCAAAUACUUGAACAGAGUUUUCCCUCCUUUAUUUUUCCUCUGGUCUCUUCUAUUCUAUGGGCUAAAAAUCCCCAGUUCCAUCAGUCCAUCUUUAUAUAGCAUAGACUUAGUGUUCUUAAUUUUCCUUGUUUCCCCAUUCUGAAUACUGUCUAAUUUAUUGAUGUCCUCAAGUGGUGAUACCUGGAACUGGGCACAGUGCUCAGAUGAGGUCAGUGACUGGCAGAAAGACUACAACCUCUUCAUUUCUGGAAGCCCUGCCGGUUUUAAUGUAGUCCAAGAUCACUUGAAGCUUUUCAGCAGCUACAUCACAUUGCUGACUCAUGUGUACUUGCAGUCCAUGGAUCCUUUUCAGAUGAACUGUCUGUUCAUUCUUCUCACAUGAGUUCAGAUGCAAUACUCUGCAGUAUUUGAGGCAUUCCUAGGCUUGUGAAAUUAACAGGGAAAAGGUAUGGAGUAACAAUCAACAAGCAUUUACUAGGUUCCAGGUACUAGUUACACUCUGGCUAUACAGAGACAAACAAAAGACAGCCUUUGCUUUCGUGUUCUAAUAGACUAAUGAGGAAAAUAAGCAACUGUGUACAAACAAGAAAAACAUGUACACGACCCUGGACAAUUCAUGUAAUGUCUCUGAAUCACAGUUUCCCCUCAUCUGUAAAAUGAGGGGUUGGACUACAUAUGACCUCUGAUCUGACUCUAAGAUCCUAAAUGACCUGCUGACUAGCUCUAAAUCUUAUAAUCCCCUGAUUCCUUGCUUCAAAGUCACAGGCUGCUUUUGUAAUUAGGCAAAUAUCACUUCAUAUCAUACAUCAGUCCAAGAAAACAGUCAAUUCAAAGUUCUACCCUUAUGUUCUUUUAAAUUUAUACUUAUUAAGAAAUAAGAUUUAGUGAUGCUAAUUAUAUCAAACUAAAACGUUUAAAAUCAAAAUAGAAACAUGCCAAAAUCUUAAAAUUUAUAAUACUUUACCAAGGACUAAUUUUCCUUUGUAAAUUAAGAAAUUUUAAGAGCAAUUAUCUACUUAAGAAUUUUAACCAUUUUGAGGUAUAAUAAAAGUACAUUCAAUUACUCUUUCUCUGAAGGGGAAAUAAAUUCAUUUAGAGUGAGUUAAAAAAAAAAAGCCUAUAAAUGAAUAAAACCACCAAACACUGAGAAUAACCAUUUUAUGGGUUUAUAUUUGCCUUUUUAAAAAUUAUUUUGAUUUUUAGUAUUUUUAUAAUAACAUAAUUAGUAAAAAAAAAUGUAUGUUCUAAAGCCUCAAAAGGGCACAUUUUCCAUUUCAUGUUACAUUUGUUUUGUAUCAUAUUAGGUUUUUUUUUUAACAUCCUUUUGUAAGUAAAAUUGAGGUUUUUUGGUUUUUUUUUUAGUUUGAGCAUAAAGCACUGAAUUGGAAAUUAUUGAACAGUGUUUAUAAAUUUAACAACAUGCACCACCAAAGCUACGUACAACUGUAAUAUACCUCUGGAUACUUGUGCCAAUGAACUGUAUUUAGAAAACAGAUACAUAUUGGGAUAAAACAAAAAUAAUUUUUCAGCAUUUCUAAGCUAUCAUUUUUAAUAACAGAUGUGUAACUGGCAAAACUUGUACUUGGUAUUCUUGUUUUUCUAUGUUUAAAGCUUUUUUUCUUUUUCUUUUUUUUUUUUUCCUGGCUGAGGCAGUUGGGUUAAGUGACUUACCCAGGAUCACACAGCUAGAAAGUGUUAAAUGUCUGAGACCAGAUUUGAACUCAAGUCCUCCUGACUUCAGGGCUGGUAUUUUAUCUGUUGCACCAUCUAUCCCUCUAUGUUUAAAGAUUUUAGUAUAAUAUAACAAUUUUAUUUAAUUUCUGAAAUAGUGUAAUCUGGUUCUUCAUUUGAAAUUUCUAAUUUAUGUUUAAUGAUAAUUUGUCUUCAUUUGAUCUUUUUGUUUUCAAUAAAAGUCCCUCUUUUAAUGGAAUACACCAAUAGUUCCAUGGAACUUUGCUAUAAAGCUAAGCUUCUUAAACUGUGGGUUGUGACCUUCUAUUAAAAUCUCAUAAUUGAAUGUGAGGACACAAAAUUAUGAUUUAUUAACAAUAAAUAUUUGAUUUGUAUGCCUUUUUAUAUAUCUCCAUAUCUGGGGUCACAUAAAAAUUUCUUGUGUAAAAAAGGAUCACAAGUGGAAAAAGUUUAAGAAGCCCUGCUGUAGAGUAUAUUUGGUUCAUUGGUUCCAAUUUUUCCAAAAAGUACUUGACUGCCAAGGUAAUUAGAAAAAAAAGUUAGAAUUGAACUUUAUAGAUCUUGUUUUACAGAUAUUAAAACUUUAAGACUGUCAUCCUAAGAGAGAAAGUAACUUAUAUGGUUACUUACCUUGGAGCAAUUCACCUUUUAGAGUUGGGGUUAACCAUAAUGAUACUACCAGCAGAUCUAAUUGCACAUAUUCCCUAGGCAAAGUCAUUUAGUUCAGGAAGCAUUUCUUAAACACCUGUCAUGCAUUGGGCCCUGUGCCAGACUGGAGAAUACAGAGACAAAAAAGGAAAACUGUACCUGUGUCCUUUUCAGCUCUUGAGAUGACAGAAGCUUGACACAACAAUCUGACUAAAUGUUCUCAAAUAAAACUUUAAUAUCAAAGUUAAGGGAAAAUCAGGAUGCCACAUUACCAUGUUAACAUAAUAUUCUACCAAUUUAUUUGCCACAAAAAAGAAUUACUAAAACUGAAAAUGUUCAACAGAGUCAGAUACUUUGCCUCCAAUGUCAUCCUAUAAAUGUAAUAGAUUUGCCUUUAUGACAAACCCUAACACUUGUAAAUUCACAUAUCAGGCAGUCUUGCCUUUAUUUUUUCUACUUUUUAACAUUAUGUGACUUCACUGGCUUCUCACUGCCUACUAAUACUGAUAAAACCGAAAGAUCAUAAGAUGUGCUAAGAAUGACUUACUGGGAAUUAGAGAUCUCUUACUCUAUUCCUGACCCUGUCCAUAACCUAGUUCCAUGACCUUAAUCUCUUUUACAAUACAACUUCUCUAGGUCUCGGUUUCAUCAUAUAGAAAAUGAAGGAACGGCUGAUCCUUAGAAGUCCUUUAUGUCUAUAAUAUUUGAUCUGAUAGCUUGUCUGACAGCUACUUCAACAAUUAGUAGAUUGUGUAUUAUUAUUUAAUUGAUUGAAAAAUUGCUGCUAUCCUCAUGUUAAGUAUUGAUUGGGUUAAACAACAAGUUAAAUGCUGCUGAACUUUUAGCACAUGCUUUGGUUUCACUGUUAUAUUCAUGCACAAAUAGCUCAACUAGCUAUUUAGUGGUAGCAAGGACCUUGUGGAAGUAAAGGACUAUAUAUUUAAUAUAUAAUGUUCAUUAAUUCUUGAAGUGCUUUGCAAACCUUAAAACUAUACAAAUUAGAGCUAAUCUCCAGAUUAAUGUUGUUAAUAUCUGUUAAGUGAAAGAUAUAUGUAUCUCAUGUGUUUAUAUUUUGUAUAGGUUCAAAAGUAUAUUUUUAAAGUACUUUCCCAUAGUGGAUUUUUUUUAAUGUAUUAUAAAUUUGGCAGUCAUACAAUUAGAUGCAGAUGAUUUAAAUGUUUUCUUUUUAAAAUAUUAUAAUUUCUAGUAUAAUUUUAUAACAAUAAUUUAACAUUUCACUGAGUAUAAAUGUGCAGAAUACUGAGGUCAAUAUGACCUAUAUUCAUAGGGAAACCAGACCAAAACUGAGCUUAUAUUCUCACUGUGACCUUGAAUUAUAGGGCAAGAGACUGUGCCUUAAAACAGUAAAGAAGAAUGCCCUGUGGCUUUUUGUAACUUUAGGUUUCAUUAUGAGUAUCCAUCUCAAAUUGACCAAAAAACUUUUCUUCAAGGUCAAUAAAAUAGGACUUUUAAAAAUAUGAGCUUCUCUUUUCCUUUGUAUUUUGGGAACUUCAUUCCAAGCAUCUCCCUUACUUUCUAGAGUUUUCAUUUAAAAUUAAAAUGAACAGUUAUAGUACAAAGAAAUAGGGAUGACACUAGAUUAUUAAAUUAUAAUUUUUAAAGCAAUUGGAAGCAAUGUGACCUUGACUUUACAUAUGAAAAUCUGAACAUGAACAUGUAAUUGUCUUAAUUACCUCGCAGUCAUGAAUUUCUUCCCAAGAUUCACUCUGGCCAGGGACCUCAUCCCUCAAAGUAUUUAGAAGCAUGUAAUAUAUGAGCAUUUAAAUGUACUUAAGAUUAAAAAAAUUUUUUGAAUGGUUUUAUUCUUAUUCCAUUAAAUUCCUAUUGGUAAUGUGCUCAUUCUGAGAUUUUUUUUCCCUCUCCACCUCAAUUACCAAGACUGAACAAAUUUUUUUUAAAUCAAAGAAUUAUGUGUAUAUUUUGCUAAAAUAAUAAAUGUUAUUCCAGUUUGAGCUCCAAGUUGUUUUUUGAUCUGUAAUCUUAAUUGAAUUUUUUCCACAUUUGUGGAAUUGAUAGGCUACUUCAUUUCAAGUUAUACUUUAAAAAAAUUUUUUUCAAUUCAUUCCUUUUCAUGUUAAAUUUUCCUCACUAAUGUAAUGUAAAAAAUCCUCACUAAUUUUUUUUUUGAAACAAUAGGAUUCUCUGAAAAUCAUUAAAGAUCAUGGCUUUCUUGAAUAAAUUGAGAUGGAAAUAAGGAAAAGGGAAAACAAUAGAAGGAAUUCAUUCCCAAGCCCAGUGCUAUUCAUUACCAACUUUCAUAUUCUUAAUUAGAGGCUCAUAGAGAGGUCCAUAAUGAUGACAUAUGAGACAUAGAAAUCUUUUUGCAGAUAAUGGUUACAUAUAGACCUGUGGUAACUGAAUUAUAUUGUACAUUCAUUCCUAUUCAGUACAAGGAUUAUUUCACCAUAGUAAAACUACUAAACUAUAACACAGACUAAAACGAUAACUCUCCCAAGUCUUUCCCAUAUGGACAUAUGCAUGCUUUCGUCAUAAUUUUGUACAGUGUUGUGCUAAAGACACAUUUUGUGUAUACUUGUUUUGUAUAAUAGAAUUAAUGUUAUUAAAUUUAACAUGUAAUUCACAAAAAGUGCUACUUACCAUGCUCUAUAUAGAGUGUUGUAAAUGGUUUUUUAUCUUGUUUCAGCUCUCUGCUAUUAGAUGUAGGGUGCAGUGUGUGAAUACUUCAGUCCUUGCUCAGGUAUUAAUGUGUGGCAGUUUUUGGUGCUUUCUUUUUAACUCAUCAUAUUCAAUGUUCUAAGUGUUCAACAAUAAAUUUGGUGAUAAAAAGA
This is a messenger RNA of Antechinus flavipes (yellow-footed antechinus), 8584 nucleotides long. Its product is annotated as GPI inositol-deacylase-like. Gene Ontology annotation, molecular function: phosphatidylinositol deacylase activity. Gene Ontology annotation, cellular component: endoplasmic reticulum. The record is from RefSeq and is a predicted model, not a curated record. Bases 222 to 2510 code for a protein of 762 amino acids. NCBI's taxonomy places the organism in Eukaryota, Metazoa, Chordata, Mammalia, Dasyuromorphia, Dasyuridae. The transcript is spliced from 25 exons. Gene Ontology annotation, biological process: GPI anchor metabolic process; endoplasmic reticulum to Golgi vesicle-mediated transport.